GACCGCCAUUUUAGUAGCGUCCGCCUCUAGGCUCUUUUCUCAUCAACAACAACCACAAUUAUCCCAUCAUUUCUACACAAACCGCAAACAUCCAUCCAGAUUUAAAAGCACAAACCAAAUUGGGUCUCUACAACUACUUUGAGAACGUCAAAUCCCCUCAGAACUCGACUUACAAUCCCAAAAACGCAAAUUUAUCAUAGAUCUUCUGAAAAUGCCACCAGCAAAGAAGAGAAAGACGCGCGCAACAGCUGAAUCAUCGGAGGAAGUGCAACCACUCGAUACCGUCACCAACGCAGAAGAACCAACAGAUACACCAUCAGACGCAACUCCUAAGAAAACCAGCGAACCCACGCCAUCAACCGCAUCCUCUGCCACCUCAGAUGCCGCCGCCAAAGCCAAAGAACGACAAGAAAGAUUCAAAGCUCUUCAAGCCCGCGCCAAAUCGUCCGCUCAAACGAAUCUCAAAGAGGCCACUCUCGAAUCGCAACGUCUAGCAACCGAUCCUAAUCUCCUCACAUCCUUGAAUCGCAAAUCUGCGGUCGCAUCCCACAAUCUUCUCAAAGCCGACGCCGAAGCUGCUGGCGAAGAUUUCGAGCGCAAACGAGCUUGGGAUUGGACUAUCGAUGAGAGUGAAAGAUGGGAUAAGCGACUUAAGAAAAAGGAGGCGCAUCGAGAUGAUCAAGCAUUUCAAGAUUAUCGACAAGACAGUCGAAAGGUUUAUAAACGACAGAUCCGCGAUCUGAAGCCCGAUAUGGAAUUUUAUGAAAAGGAAAAGAUGGCAGCUGUAGAGAAAGCUGCGGCAUCUGGAGGUCUUGAGAUUGUGGAGACAGAUGAUGGGGAAUUGGUUGCUGUGGAUAAGGAUGGAACUUUCUAUAGUACGGCUGAUUCGACAGGAUUUGUGGAACACAAACCAGAGAAGGCGGCCGUGGAUAGAUUGGUUAAGGAUUUACAACAGGCGGAAGAGGCAAGAUUGAAGAAACAAAGGGCGAGGAAUGCGGCAAAUGGAGAGGAUGGAGAUGUUACUUAUAUCAAUGAUAAAAACAAGCAGUUCAACCAGAAGCUGUCGAGGUUUUACAACAAGUACACUGCGGAAGUUAGAGAUAGUUUUGAGCGUGGUACAGCUAUAUAAUUAUGCGAGGGAUUGGGUGGAUAGAUUUUGCGGAGUUGUUCA
Molecule: messenger RNA, 1171 nt
Organism: Botrytis cinerea B05.10
Lineage: Eukaryota; Fungi; Ascomycota; Leotiomycetes; Helotiales; Sclerotiniaceae
Exons: 2
Coding region: 212-1129 (305 amino acids)
Cellular component (GO): Prp19 complex; post-mRNA release spliceosomal complex; catalytic step 2 spliceosome
Source: RefSeq, a predicted model, not a curated record